UGAUAGAUUGAAGGCUAGGUUUUGAAAUUUGAAUUUGAAAAAAGUGGAUAGGGAUGAACAAAAAGGGAAGCUCGUUCAUCAUUGCGUGGCAUGAUGAUGACGACGGACGCAGAAGGAAGGUUACGUUGCUGGUUACCAUCUCUGGAAUUAGGGAUAGGGUUCCUGAAUCUGUAUUUAUAGGCCUGGAAUUCAGAGCCAGAUGAUGAUUACAGCCAACCCUGUUGUUGUUGUUGUUGUUGUUGUUGUUGUUGUUUGCCUCAUAUCUAUCAAUCGAUUCCUUCAACCAUGUCUGAAUCUGAUAUGGGUAGCAACAGAGAUCAUCACUCCACUCUUGAGUUCCAACUGCUGCAACCUCAGCCACAGCUCCAAUUGGGGUUUCCUGCUCCACCCUCCAACUUCAACGGAGGAGAUUUUGCUGCUGCUGCUGCUGCUGAUGAUGAUGUUGUGAUUGCUCUUCCUGCACCAGCCCCAGUUGGGUCUUCAUCGGUGCCACCGGUGAAGAGGAAGAGGGGAAGGCCCAGGAAGUCGGCCGCCACCAACACCAACACCAACACCAUCACCACCCUUGCCAUUUUCCAGUCCGGUGGUCCUGUUACCCAGCCCGGUGAGGCCUCAGCUGGUGGUACUUCCGGGAAGAGGCCCAGAGGCAGACCUCGCGGUUCUCGCAACAAGAAACGCUCUGAAUCAGAAGGAAUUAACGUCACUCAUGAUGUUAUUACUGUGAAACCAGGAGAGGACUUGGCGGCAAAAAUCAUGGACUUUUCCCUGAGUGCUCCAAGAGACAUUUUCAUUUUAUCAGCAACUGGAUCCUUAUCCAAGGCUACAAUUUGUCAAUCUUCGUCAUCUGGUGAAAGGGUGACAUAUGAGGGGCGAUUUGAAAUCCUUUCCCUUACUGGCACUUUUUCUGUUGCUGAAGAUGGUAGGGAGGACAGUAGAGCUGGGGCAUUAAGUAUAUCCUUUUCAGGGUCAGAUGGCCAGGUUUUGGGAGGUGCUGUUGCAGGUCUAUUAAUAGCUGCUGCUUCUGUUAAGGUAUUCUUAGGGAGUUACAAGUCUGUGAAGCAGACAGGUACUGCCCAACCAAGGUUUGCAACAGGUGGCCAAAGUAGCUCACCAUCACUAGGCAGUGAUUCGUCAGGUGGGCUUGGAAGCCUUAACUAGAACAGGAGCCUCCAAUAACAAUAACGCACCAGAGAGCAUUCCAGGCAUGCCCUGGAAGUAGAGCUCUACUCUUUUUGCUUCUUUGUGUAACAUUAUCUUUAUGUAAGAUUAGUAAAACAUUUGAGGAUACAUUAUACAUUCUUACUUUAAUAUUAUUGGUGAUUGCAAA
Lotus japonicus is the source of this 1327-nucleotide messenger RNA. Its product is annotated as AT-hook motif nuclear-localized protein 10. Gene Ontology annotation, molecular function: minor groove of adenine-thymine-rich DNA binding. Lineage: Eukaryota; Viridiplantae; Streptophyta; Magnoliopsida; Fabales; Fabaceae. Gene Ontology annotation, biological process: regulation of DNA-templated transcription. Gene Ontology annotation, cellular component: chromatin; nucleus. The coding region runs from base 286 to 1158 and encodes 290 amino acids. The record is from RefSeq and is a predicted model, not a curated record. The transcript has 5 exons.